Messenger RNA from Orbicella faveolata, 4552 nucleotides. Its product is annotated as frizzled-10-B-like. The record is from RefSeq and is a predicted model, not a curated record. Gene Ontology annotation, molecular function: Wnt-protein binding; transmembrane signaling receptor activity. Gene Ontology annotation, cellular component: membrane. Gene Ontology annotation, biological process: non-canonical Wnt signaling pathway; canonical Wnt signaling pathway. Lineage: Eukaryota; Metazoa; Cnidaria; Anthozoa; Scleractinia; Merulinidae.
UAUCACAAACAAAAGACUGAGGCAAAACAUCGGCUUUUCUGUGAAGCCUUUUAGUAACAAAGAUUUGUUUUGAAUCAAAACAAAUUAGGAACAACGCGACUCACAGGACGACAGAUCGUGAAAUCGGCGCGUUUUAUCAAUGACACAACAUGAAUUUCAAUCAGCGUGGAUUUAUCAACAGAAUAUCGUGCUUUGAAAUCUUUGGCGGUAUUCAAUUAAGGGUCGUUUGUUUGCCCGGGCUUGGCGCUCUCAUUCAAGUUUAAUGCCUCAAUUAAACCGAUACCAAGAACAUUGAACAGGGUGCAGAGAGAGGCUGGAAAAUAGCAAUAAGUUUGAUCGCAAAUACGUGCGGGAAAAACGUUAAUCGCACGGGCUUUCUGGACAAUUAGGCUCACAAUGUUGCCACGCAUAUUUCAUUUGCGCACUUUGUGUGGAAUCAGUUCAACAAAAUUAGUUGUUUAUUCAGGCGGAAAGAUUUUUUUGAAAGCCGUCUUUGAAGUCACGCCUUGUCAGACAAGAAUAGAGAAAGGAUCUCGCCCGCCACAAUAUAAUAACAAGUGGCACAACAGAACAGCAUAAUUUAUCUCCAUACACACCUCAUAAAAAAAAAAAAACCGAGGAGUUCAUUAACCCUCUUAAUUCGAGCCUCGCUUAUUCGGUAAAACGUACUGAUUUGACACAGUCAGAGACAAAGAGCUGUUAAACGUACGAAUCCAAAGAUUUCAUUUACAACCUUCUCGCUUGUUGUGUUGUCAGAGAAACACGACGUGCAACAUUUGAUUGCGUCCUGGCAAGCAAUUGGCUCGAAACGGGCCUUAUCACCAAUGAACAGAAUCCAAAACAGAGGUUAAUUAGAAUUCCUCAGGGAAAACGUUUUUCGGUGAUAAUUGGAAAACAUGGCAUAAAUGCAUUUUAAUAACUUGCUGAAACCUCCAACAGAAGCGCUUCCUGAAUAUUAAAAAUCAGAACAAUUUCCGAUGGACGUGUAUUAUUACAUCGCUAAGAACGCCCCGACAAAGACCGCAAAUUGCGUCGUCGCGCUUUCAUCUAGCUCAUUUUUGCGGCAGCCUUUCAUUCCGAUUUACAUAAUUCUGAUUGGCUCUCCGACGAGAAGGAGCCAUGGUAACAGACCACCUGUCUCGAAAACAAAGAGGUGAUUGACAGUUCGACAGGCGCAGCAGGCAUGGUGAGGUUUGACAUUUACAAUUUCAAAGCAAAUAACGAAUGAGAGUCAUCAAUGGAUAUUACUUGCAGUUGCGGCUUUUCUCUGUGAAGUGACGGAUAAGUUUCUUGUUAGUUCAGUCUUUUAACAAAGAGAUGAAGCAACCGACGAGAUCGACGUGGCUUUUGAGCCGUUCUGUGGGUCCACUGUUCACCUUACUCCUCGUCUGUAUGCCAGGAUUACAGGGGAAAAAAUCAAAAUGUGAAAAAAUCACCAUUCCACUUUGCACGAACCUUGGCUACAACACGACGGGUUUUCCCAAUUUUUUUGGGCAGGAGACACAGAAAGAAGCGGCUGAAAAAAUUCACGAAUUCACUCCGCUCGUGGCGGUGAACUGCGCGCCACAGUUGCGUUUUUUUCUGUGCUCUGUGUUCGCGCCGAUGUGCUCUGAAGGACUUGAUCAUCCGAUCUACUCUUGUAGAUCGAUGUGCGAAGCUGCGCGCAAUGGCUGUACACCAGUGAUGAAGAAGUUCGGGUUUGACUGGCCCGAUACACUGGAUUGCAGUCAAAUGCCGUUCCAAGGUGAUCCACGAGCCAAGAGCGACCCUAGCAAAUUGUGCAUGGCUGCUCCGGACUUGAAACACCAAUCCGUGAACAUGACGGAAUUCUGGAAUAAUUUCGACUCCUUGGAUCCAAAAUACAAAGAAGUGUUGAAACAAUUACAAAAACCCGGAGCGUGGGAUCACUCAACAGUUCCUCCGACUACAAGGAAAGAUACAGGCCAACUAUCACCCAAUCAAACCGAUAUCGGGGCCGUCAGCAUUCCUUCUUUAUGCAAAAACGACUCGACAAACCCUCUUGCUGCGAAGUUUGUCACGGUCGAGAAAUACGACAUGUGUGUUCCUAAGUGCGGAGAAGACGUGUACUUUACUACAAGCAACAGACGGUUUGUGGAGACAUGGGUCACGGUCUGGUCGAUAUUUUGUUUCAUUUCGACUGCAUUUACCGUCCUAACGUUCGCAAUCGACACAACAAGGUUUAAAUACCCCGAAAGGCCAAUUAUUUUCUUGUCCCUGUGUUACAAUCUCUACUCGAUCGCCUUCAUAGUGCGCGCAAUAGCGGGCACAGAGAACAUUAUUUGCGACAAGGCCAACCAUCAUGUGGUCGCGGCAGGCAUGAAUAUUGCAGACCAUGCUGGCUGCUCAGUUGUCUUUCUCAUGCUCUAUUACUUCGGAAUGGCUUCAGCGCUCUGGUGGGUGGCGUUAACAUUUGCCUGGUUUCUGGCCGCGGGAUUGAAGUGGGGACAGGAAGCCAUAGAAGCGAAGGCUACGUUUUUUCAUGUAGUUGCCUGGACUGUGCCCGCUGUACAAACCAUCAUCGUGCUUAUCCUGAGAAAAGUAGACGCUGAUGAACUAACUGGGAUCUGCUAUGUGGGCAACAGUGACCAGAAAAACCUCGGGGGGUAUGUUCUCGCUCCGUUAUGUUUUUAUCUCAUUGUUGGAACGCUAUUUCUCUUGGCGGGCUUCAUUGCGCUGUUUCGUAUUCGCACAGUUUUGAAAAACAAAGAGACUGACACAAACAAACUCGAGAAGUUGAUGGUCAGAAUCGGGGUGUUUUCCAUUUUGUACACCGUGCCCGUCACUUCCGUGGUCGCUUGCUACUUCUACGAGCACGCAAACAUGGAGCGAUGGAGAAUGAACGUGUUGCGAUGUCAAGGGGACGAGGCAUGCAUGGAGGAACAAGGUCCUAGUGUAGAACUUUUCACCGUAAAGUACUUUAUGCUGUUAGCGGUCGGCAUUACAUCGAACAUGUGGAUUUGGUCUACGAAAACGUGCCAGUCUUGGCGUACGUUUUACCGGAAAAAAUGCGAAGGGAGUGCCGAGAAAUCCGCCGAGAAGAAACCCCUAACAUCACAGCAGUCGACGAACAGUUUCAAAUCGAAUCAAAAGAGCGCAGCAAACCCUAUGACCUACGCUUUUAACGCGCCAGUCCCUUGCUCGCAAAGCUCUUCAACAGCUGUUACCUCGCUGCCUGUUCCUUUGUCGAGUUUGCCUCAGAGCAAAGCGAGCAGUGUUGCGGCGGGCGCUUCUGUGUGAGAAAAAAAAGACGGGGAAAUAUCUCGUCUGACCGCGCGGUGAAAACAAAAACACUGCCGCGAAGGCCGCGGAUAGAAAUUUUCCUUAAAGAAAACAGAUCAGCGUUACGCAUUUGACACCUUCACACGGUUCAGAUGGCCGAUUUACGAGAUUAGGAACUAUGAUAUUAACACGCCUUGAAGGAAGGAAAAAUGAGCCUGGUUGCUUCAACGACAAAUGCUACGUAAGAAAGCGCGACGGGAAAACCAAAAGAGCUUCAAAACACACAGACUCCGUGCCCGCGUAAUAGAUUACAUUUAGCGGCGUUCCAUCGAAACGACGCUGGAACAAAACUUGAGAUCGUGUUAUGUCCUGCGGAUUUAAUUACUUCCACUUGAGUAAAGAAUCGUGUUGAUGAAAAGGUUUGUUGAACAUCAAAACACAGAGAAAAGAUACAAGCACAAUUCACGCACAUUCUUGUGUCUGGAAAGAAGAUUCUUCAUAGCAAGUUGUUUCACUUCGCUUUUAGCCCCGAGACAAGGACAAUAACACUCGCCUUAACUGAGUCUUGCCAAAUGAUUCGGUUAUGAGCGAUAACAGCGUUAAGAGUUUCCUUAACUAAAUGAGGCGAGAAAUUUUACGACUUUUAACUGUACAAUACACUUUUAAACGGUCUAAGAUAACAGUAAGCGGUGUUUUGGCAGAGUUCAUGCUGCGAAUGGUUGUUGUUAGUUGUUAACUUUUGCUAUGUGGAUUUUUCGCCCAGGAGGGGCCGAUUGUAAUUACUGAAAAGAACGUAUUUGCAAUUCAUAUUUUCUCUAGGUUGUCAACAGUCCUGAUUGCUUAAUUCGAGCCAGGUUCACAUGUAGAAAAGCAAUCAGCCGUGGUAUAUUAGUAAUGUGCUGCAGCGCUGGCCGUUUCCAAUCUUAUCGCCGUUUAACAGCUAAAAGUUCACGGAUAACGCCAGUUUCAGAGCUUGUAUUACCGAAAUGUAAAUUACCAUGCUUUUUCUUUCAAUUAUUAAACAGUAUUUAUAUCUGACAUAUAAAAUUCAUCGUGCUAUUCAGCUAAUGCGCGUAGAUUAGUCAUUCACAGCUUGAGACUAUCAGCAUACGUCUUUGUUUUUUGGUUUCAUUUCUGCAUAAAAAAGUCCUUCACUUUGAAAGUAUGGCGUCCUCAUGUUAAGAUCGUCUAUGUCCCUCUAGGAAUAUUGACGGCUAUGCUUGAUUUUCAUGUUAUCUGAGAUCUCGGCGAUUUUUUUUUUUCAAUGAGAUAUUUCAUUUAGCUGUCAUUGAGAAAUAAAUAUUGCCACCAA